This is a messenger RNA of Orbilia oligospora ATCC 24927, 312 nucleotides long. RefSeq lists its product as uncharacterized. NCBI's taxonomy places the organism in Eukaryota, Fungi, Ascomycota, Orbiliomycetes, Orbiliales, Orbiliaceae. The record is from RefSeq and is a predicted model, not a curated record. Bases 1 to 312 code for a protein of 103 amino acids. The transcript is spliced from 3 exons.
AUGUCGUCGCAAGAUUACUAUAACCAACAACAGCAACAACCUUCGUACCCCCAACAGUCCUUUCAACAGCCACCGCAAUACCAACAGGGAUAUGGCGAACAGCCGCAACAGGGUUAUUAUCCUCCUGAACAACAGGGUAUGAACUACCAACAACAGCCACAAGGACAAUAUCAAGAUGACCGGGGUCGUCAAGACGGUGGUGGUGGUGGUGCUGCCGGUGGAUGUCUUGCUGGACUUUGCUGCGGUCUCUGCGCAUGUUGUGCCUGCGAAGCAUUCUGCGAAUUAUUAGAAUGCUGUUUUUUCUGCUGUUAA